Egretta garzetta (little egret) is the source of this 2834-nucleotide messenger RNA. RefSeq names its product semaphorin-4D-like. The transcript has 13 exons. NCBI's taxonomy places the organism in Eukaryota, Metazoa, Chordata, Aves, Pelecaniformes, Ardeidae. Gene Ontology annotation, molecular function: semaphorin receptor binding; chemorepellent activity. Gene Ontology annotation, biological process: semaphorin-plexin signaling pathway; axon guidance; neural crest cell migration. The coding region runs from base 17 to 1687 and encodes 556 amino acids. The record is from RefSeq and is a predicted model, not a curated record.
AGCUGAAUCUCUGAAAAUGGGCAGCACCGCUAUUGUCCUUUAUCUCAUUUUGCAAUUAAUACAAGACACAAACACAUCUGUUGGGAACUGCAUUCCCAGAAAAACAGUAAAAUACCAAACUGGAAAUAUAAAUACUUUUAUGAAAGAAGGAUUAUCCAAUAUUUCCACUCUCCUUGUGAAUGAAGAAACCGAUACCUUAUUUGUUGGAGGCAGAGAUGCAGUAUUUGCUCUUGACUUGAAUAAUAUUUCUAGAGAAAUAGCCAGGGAAUACUGGUUUGCUACGCAGGAAAGACAACUGGAAUGUAUUCAGAGAGGAAAGGACAAGAUAAGAUGCCAGAACUACAUCCUCUUCCUCCAUAAGAUAAACGACUCCAACCUAUAUGUUUGUGGAACCAAUGCGUAUCACCCAGCUUGUGAUCAUAUGAUUAUCCAUGGGACGAACAUGAGCUUGCAAGGAAGAGCUGAAGAGAGCAGAGGGAAGUGUCCAUUCGAACCAACUCUGAAGUAUGCGUCCAUUUUUGUAGAUGGGGAAUUUUAUUCCGCUACUUCAAAUAAUUUCUUGGGGACAGAACCUAUAAUACUUCGCAGUAUGAGAAAUUCUGUGAGAACAGAGUUUAAAACAUCAUGGCUAAAUGAACCAAGCUUUGUCCACAUGGAAAUAGUGCAUGAAAGUGAAUCUAAUCCAAGUGGAGAUGAUGAUAAAAUUUAUGUGUUCUUCACUGAAACAGCUGUUGAAUUUGAAUUCUAUGACAAGCUUCUGGUGUCCAGAAUUGCCCGUAUCUGCAGAGGUGAUCUUGGUGGAAAACGCAUAUUGCAGAGAAGAUGGACAUCAUUUUUAAAAUCCCGCCUUUCCUGUUCCAUUCCAGAAUUAAACUUCCAUUUUGAUAUCAUCCAGGACAUCUUUUUACUUAGGAGAAGGAAGUGGCAGGACAGCAUAUUUUAUGGAAUUUUCUCCCAACAAUGGGGAAGAUUAGACAUAUCAGCAGUUUGUGCAUACAGCAUGAAAAAGAUUCAGGAAGUCUUCUCCAAAGGAAGCUACAAAGGACCAGUAACUGCAGAACAUUCCCCUGUGAAGUGGAUGGUAUACAGGGGAGAAGUGCCAGUUCCACGUCCUGGUGCUUGCAUUGAUAAUUUUGCCCGGAGUAUUGGGUAUAAUACUUCUUCUGACUUGCCUGACAAAGUUUUGCAGUUUGUUAGAGAUCACCCUCUAAUGGAUAAUUCUGUAAAUCCAACGGGUAACAGACCGGUGCUACUGAAGAGAGGUUCAAACUAUACCAGGAUUGUAGUAGACAGAGUCACUGGCCUAGAUAAACAAACGUACGAUGUUAUGUUUCUCGGAACAGAUGACGGAUAUUUGCAUAAAGCUUUCAAUUGUGAUGGGGAAAUGUUCAUUGUGGAAGAGCUACAGCUGUUCCCGUCUCCUGAGCCUGUACAGUCUCUCCAGCUGUCUUCCAAAAAGGGAAUGCUCUAUGCAGGGUCCCUAUCUCGAGUGGUACAGCUUCCCGUCUCUGAGUGCCACCGAUACAAGCACUGCUUGGAUUGCAUCCUGGCGCGGGAUCCGUACUGCGCGUGGUCGCAGUCUGCUAACGAAUGUGUUCCACUGGCAAAUCAGACCGGCCGUAGCAAGAAUUUAAUUCAAAGUGUGAAAUAUGGGGAUGCUUCCAGCUGCCUUAGCAUAGGUAUGUGAAUGUUUGUUUUAAGAAAGAAUAUUUUAACUUCAUGCAAUCAAAAUGCUGUGUGCUCAUGGGAAUUCUUGCAUUAUAGAAAACCACAGAAUUAAAAUCAUGUUGAUUAUUACUUUUGAUCUAAGACCAAAAAAAGCCACACUGAGCUGGUGCUGCCUAAAUUCUUUUAACCCUCUCAAUCUAAAUGCCAGGGUACUUCAGAGUGAAACUCUGACUCUCAAGGGAAGCGUGAGUGUGACCCAUUUGAAGUUACUGGUGUCCCUCCCACACCCACUUCGCAGAAAUCGCACGACACAUCAGCUGUCCUAUUAAAUCUCACUGCUUUAGGAUGCUGCUGUGCAGAUACGUGACACACUAUUCAAGAGUACAGUUAAAAAGAAGGGUAUUUGUUAUCAGCCGCUUAAAAUUGUUAUUUUUAGUGGGAUUGGGAAAUUAAUUAAUUUUAAUGUACAGUUGCAGGUGUGUGUGAUCUGGUAGUAUUACUCAGUGACUUCGUAAUGAGUUGCAAGAUAGAAUCAUAGAAUCGUUUAGGUUGGAAAAGACCUUUAAGAUCAUCAAGUCCAACCGUUACCCUAACUCUGCCAUCCCACCACUAAGCCCUGUCCCUAAGAUACGUUGCUUUCCUCGUGACACAAGAUGUACCUCUCACCUCCACUUAGGUCACUCUGAAGUCAGAGUUGUCUUUAGUCUUGUAUAUUUUGACCCGCAUGGCAAGUGAUAAUCAGGCACUCAGUGGGAUGGUUGGACAACUUUUAUGUAGCUGAUAGAAGCAUUGUGCAGGCAAAUCUAAAGAUCAGAGCAUUUCUGUGGAGAGAUGUCAUCAACCAGUACAGAAGUUGAGGCAUACAAAGGUGAAUUUAUUUAUGCAUGGCUAUGUAUACGGGUGAGGCGAAAGCAGAUUAAAAUCUGCUAGGCUUAAACUUCUAGUCCCCGAUUCGUCCUGUUACACAUCAGUGGGAAUAAGGCCAGCUUAUUGUCACUGAUAGGCAGGCCUGUUAGUAAUGGCUUUUCUUUGUCUUUACCCCUUCCCUGUUUGUUGCCCGUAGUCAGGCGGGUGAAUUAAAUUGUGUAUUUAUCUGGUUAUGUGUUUGGUUAUUUAAGUUAAGCUAAAUCCCCAGUGUUCUUACUUAAAAAACAUUAUCUUCAUAA